Molecule: messenger RNA, 1127 nt
Organism: Astyanax mexicanus (Mexican tetra)
Lineage: Eukaryota; Metazoa; Chordata; Actinopteri; Characiformes; Acestrorhamphidae
Product: microfibril-associated glycoprotein 4-like
Exons: 5
Coding region: 30-767 (245 amino acids)
Biological process (GO): elastic fiber assembly
Source: RefSeq, a predicted model, not a curated record
UUGCAGUUCAUUAAGCAGAUAAAGGAGUCAUGUCUUUCUCUGUGAUGACCCGCAGUUUCUUGGCUCUACUCCUCCCCCUGGUGGUGAACUCUGGUCCUGUACUCGUGAGCAUCCUGCCGCAGGACUGUGACGAGAUCACCAGGAAUGGCACUGAGCAGAGCGGGCUGUAUACAAUCUACCCCACACGAGACAGUCCUGUAGACGUGUAUUGUGAGAUGAGCUGCACUGACGACCAAUCAGGAUGGACUGUGUUCCAGAGGAGGAUGGACGGCAGUGUGACCUUCUACAGGUCAUGGGACUCUUACAAGAACGGGUUUGGGAAUAAGAGUGGAGAGUACUGGCUCGGGCUGGAGAACCUCUAUCAGCUGACUCACAAGAGGAACUAUCAGCUGAGGGUGGAUCUGGAGGAUUUUGAUGGGAUGAAGGCGUACGCUCUCUACAGCUCCUUCUCUGUGGACACUGAAGCUACCGGUUAUCUACUGCGGGUUAACGGAUUCUUCAAUGGAGGGGCUGGUGAUGCUCUUUCCUACCACAGUGGACAGAGGUUCUCCACCUUUGACAGAGAUCAGGACUCAGCAUCGGUUAACUGUGCCAGAAACUAUCUCGGGGCUUUUUGGUAUAACUCAUGCCACUACGCUAACCCUAACGGCAUGUACCUGAAGGGGCGUGACGGGUCCCUGUUCGCCGUUGGUGACGUGUGGCAGCAGUGGAAAGGUUAUGAUUAUGGGCUCAAAUCAAUCAGUAUGAAGAUCAGGCCCAUAUAUUAAUAUUAGUCCCUGAAGUGCAGUGAUGGAGGUUCCCAUGCAAAAAAAAAAACAAAAAAAAAACAAGAGGACUAUUCGGGACUAUUUUUAAUAUGAUAAUAUAAUAAUAUAACCUUCACAAAGAAGUGAUCUGAUUUAAGAGCUCCAAACAUAUUCUGCUGGGAUUUUAUGUUUCCUUACUCUUUAACUGAGGGUUAAACUUUAAUCUUAAUUGCUUUUUUAUGUAUAAAAAGCAGUCAAUUUUUGUUCCUGUGUAAAUAUUUCACAAACAACAUGGUAUAACUGUGAGCUGUCAUUUACUAUUUUUAACUGUAUUUUCUCUUUUCUUAAAAAUCAAUAAAUCAUUUUUAAAGCAACCAAAAA